Gilbertella persicaria is the source of this 1450-nucleotide messenger RNA. Its product is annotated as Alpha/Beta hydrolase protein. The transcript has 3 exons. The coding region runs from base 1 to 1359 and encodes 452 amino acids. Lineage: Eukaryota; Fungi; Mucoromycota; Mucoromycetes; Mucorales; Choanephoraceae. The record is from RefSeq and is a predicted model, not a curated record.
AUGUCCCAAUCUGAUUUUGUCGAUAGAAACAAUCUUUCUAUCGUUAGUUCUUUGCCUGCAGUGAUUCCUCCAACAACAAAACUCAAUUUUAUCAAGAAUUGGUGGCAUAGGUCUGAAAAGACAGCCAGUAUUGCUGAAGCUCGUAUUAUUAAGCGUAUUUAUGGUGCUUUGCCUCUCGCCGGUCCACAGACACCUAUUUAUGCUCGAAUAGGCCGCAUUUCAAUUGAUAGACAAACAUUAUUGUCAAACAAGACAGCAAGACAAGUCAACACACUCUAUAUUUCACAACAACACCAUCAAUCGAUACCCUUUCGCUUUGAAGCUGAGCCAAGACAAGACUUAUUAGAAGAUAUUCAGCAUGAAACCAAAGAAAAUCAUGGCAUACGCAACCUUGUCAUAUGUCAUGGCUACGGUGCAGGUCUAGGCUUCUUUUAUCGAAACUAUCAGAAUUUAUCACAAGAAACAGGUUGGCGCUUGUUUAGUUUGGAUUGGCUUGGGAUGGGCAAUAGUUCUCGACCUAAAUGGACGAUAUCAAAGCAAUCAAAUCAAACAUGGGAUGAGAUUGUAAGCGAGGUAAAUGUGAGAACAAGGGUGGAAGAUCAUUUUGUUGAAUCUUUAGAAGAUUGGAGAGAUAAAGUAGGAUUGGAAAAGAUGACGUUAUUUGGUCAUUCUUUAGGGGGUUAUUUUGCUGCCUGUUAUGCUCUCAAGUACCCUCAACGUGUUGAAAAACUGAUCCUGGUGUCUCCUGCUGGUAUUCCAGAAAACUCUUAUGCACCAAAGAAAAUCGAAACCGAAAACCCUCAAGAAGAAUUAGAGAGAGAAGCCAAUGAACUUGGGGCUUCUUUACAGGCAGAAGCAGCAGCAAUGGAAAAUAUUGCUAAGCAACAACCUGAACCACCCAAACGUAGAAUUCCUGCUUGGGCAACUUAUCUCUGGGAUCGCAAUGUAACACCAAUGUCAAUUGUUCGCAUGAUUGGUCCAUUUGGUGCUAAUUUGGUCCAUAGUUAUACCUCUCGACGUUUUGCUCAUUUGGAUGAGGAUGAGCAGCAUGAUCUUUAUGAUUAUUUGUAUAAUAUUACUUCCUCAUCAGGUUCAGGGGAAUAUGCUUUAGCUGCUAUUCUGGCGCCAGGUGCAGUAGCUCGUAAACCGUUGUUUCAUCGAUUGGCAGGAUUAAAAAUGCCUACUGUGUUUGUAUAUGGCGAAGUGGAUUGGAUGGACUACAAGGCAGCAGAGAGAGCAAAGGAACACAUGAAGGUGCCUGUCAAAGUGAUCCGAGUUCCUGAAGGUGGACAUCAUAUGUACUUGGACAAUCCAGAGUAUUUUAACAAAGUCAUUAGAGAAGAAAUGCAACAAUCAUAGAAAUAAAAUAUAAGAUGUUCCCCCCCCCUUUUUUUUGUAUAGAGUCCGAUUGAAUCUAUCCUUGUCACACAGCUUAUUUUUCUUGGUGCAC